Cicer arietinum (chickpea) is the source of this 3015-nucleotide messenger RNA. RefSeq lists its product as uncharacterized. The record is from RefSeq and is a predicted model, not a curated record. NCBI's taxonomy places the organism in Eukaryota, Viridiplantae, Streptophyta, Magnoliopsida, Fabales, Fabaceae.
AUUUUAUGAAACUUUCUCUUUCGCUACCAAGAUGUAUCCAUCUAUGCCCAGGCCCAAAAUUUUCGGUUUUGGUUAUGGCUGCCUAGAGGUUUCUUUGGCUUGAAGGAUUAUAUACAAAGCGUUGAUAUUGAAUUUGGCUAGACAUGGGAAAGAGAAUUAGGGAUAAAGAGGGUGCAAUAUCUAAUGGAAUCAAUAGUCAUCAAAGUCAUGAAACUCAUCCAGGAAGAGUAUGGGGAAUUCUUCAUAUUAUAAAGUAUCAUCAUUGGCGUCAUGUCAAGAGAAGGCUUACACAUAGAAGGCAUAGUGGUGGAAGUCCUGAAGCAAGAGAUGAAAUUCCAGGAACUUCUGAUGAUUCUGGGGUUGAUAACAUGGCAGUAGUUUUAAAGCCAAAUACAAAUUUACCUAAUGUUGAAGAAAAGAUGGUACAGUCCACUCCACAUGAAAAACAAUCUAUAAAAUCAAAAAUAAAAGCACUUCUUAAUGAGGAUAAAUACAAAAAGAAGGGUAGACACAAGAGAAGCUCAACCUGCCCAACAAAAUCACAGCUAACUCGCGUAAAUUCAGUUCACCACUUAGAGGUUGAUCCACUUAGUGAGAUGUUGUUAACAGUUGAGAAUCCUGAACCAGUUAUUGAAACUUUUCAAAACCACCUCGCCGCAGGCACAUUGGAUGUGUUGUCACCUGUUUUCUCAGGGAGGAAACCGAUCAGUUACAAUGACAAAUGUGUCGAGUGUGGUGAAAUGUUUUCUAGUGAGUCUUUGGAAGAUGAAAAGAUUCAUAAGCAUCAUAGUUCAUGGACUGAUACAAAAAACUUGAGUUCUUCUAGUGAAAGUUUACCAGAAGAAAAGUUGAUGAAUGCCAAAAUAUUUACAACCGAUGCUUCACCGCAUCUUUUCAAGGAUUUUCUUGAUGCUCUUGAUGUGAUAAACACAAACAAGGACUUUCUAUUGAAAUAUAUAAAUGAUCCUGGUUCUCCUUUGCCAUUCCAAAUUCAUAAUCAACAACACUCUCUCAAUAGUAAAUCGAGACGAGCCAACUCGAUCUCGUUACCUGUUUGUGGUUCAUCAUCAGGAACCAAAGAUUCUGAGAUAGGACAAGAGAUAAACCAAAUGGUAGAUGAUUUUUUCAUUACAAAAGGGGAGAUACAGUCACAAACUCCAAAUGUAUCCAUGUUUGAGCCUUUAGGAGAUUUUUACAAACCAUCAACUUCUUCAUUACAUAAAGUUGAUCAAGAAUUGGUUGAAAGAGACCGUAACAUUUCAUCAGAAUCAUCCCAGGUAGCCAACAGUGUAAAGACUAAAAACUUCAAGGAUCUUAGAAAGAAAAUAAAACAUAUAAUCGAAGAAAGCAAAAAUGAAAAGCGUCGCAUUUCCAUGGAUGGUAUAAUUGACAAAAUUCCUCGCGGAAACAAAUUUGCCAAAAAUGUAAGGAAGUUGAUCCAUGAACAAUCUAAAGUACCUAAUGGAGAAGGAAAAGACAGUGGCAGCACAAGCGGUUACCGUAAUCGCCUUUCGUCUUACUGGAACAAUAAGAGACAACUAUCAAGUAUGAGGACUUCAUCACUAAAAGAAUCAGUUAAUAGAUAUUCUCAGCUUUAUGAGACUUGUUGUCACAAUGAAGUUAGCAAUGAAGUCAAGCACCCUAAGACUGAGAGCUUAAGAUUGAAAACAGAUGAUAGAUGUUCAAUAAUAAAGACACCAAAAUCCAUUAAAAGGUUUCUCUCAUUGCCUAAUAUAAAAUCUCACUUCAACCAAAUUGAGGAACCUUCUGUUCUUUUAUCUCCUCAAAAUUCAAUUAGAAAACCAGAAGAUAGAACCAUAAACAAAAGUAUAACUGAUCAGAAAAUUCUGUCACCUACACUUUCUGAUCAUGAAAAUGAAGAAAGCAUUUUGAAUGAUGACCAAAAAGAAGCUCUUGUUAGGAGUGUUUCCGAAUCAGAAUCAGAUGUUAAUGAUGAGAUAAAAACAGAAAAUAGCAUAGGAUUUGAUGAUUUAGAAAACUUGAGAGACAACGAAUGUGGUGCUUACAAUGAACAGGACAUUGGAUAUACAACAGAAUCUAGUACAUUGUUGGUUGAAGCAAACUCAGCCUUCUCUUCUGACACAAGCUUCUUAGAUUGUACAUUUGAGUUGGAAAACUUAAAUGUAUUGGAAGAAUCAGAUCAAGAAUUGAAGCUAGAUCCAUCUUAUUAUGAAUUCAAUACUAUGAUUGAGAAACAAGAGCCUAAACUGGACCACUCUGAGAUAAUUGAUAUUGGAGAGAGUUUUCUGAAAUUUGGAUAUGAAAUUCCAUGCAUGGAAGUUCAUGAAAGUAAUGAAGCUGCAUUUAAUUAUGUUAAAAAAGUCUUAGAACUCUCAGGUUUCACUAGCCAUGAAUCUUUUGGAUUAUGGUAUUCUGAUAAACAACCACUUGAUCCAUCAGUUUAUGAAGAAUUAGAGGGAUGUUUACUUCUUGAUCCUGAUUGUUCUGGUAAUUGUGAUGAAGGUGGACAUUGUAAUCAUCUUCUUCUAUUUGAUAUAGUUAAUGAAGGAUUGUUGGAGAUUUUUGGAAGAUCAUACAGUUAUUAUCCUAGACCUUUGUCUUCUCUAUCUUAUGUUCAUCCAUUGCCAAGUGGAGGAGAUAAUGUUCUCCAAAAAGUAUGGAAACUUAUUAGUUGGUAUCUUAAUUCAACUUCUGAGCCUUAUCCAUCAUUGGAUUACUAUGUUAGUAAGGAUCUAGCAAAAAAUGAUGGGUGGAUGAAUCUCCAAUUUGAUUCUGAAUGUGUUGGCCUUGAGCUAGAUGAUUUGAUUCUUGAUGAUCUCUUGGAGGAAAUUAUCUACUCUUAAGUACGUUAUGGUAAUAAUUUUCUAUCAUCAUAUUUUACUGCAUAUUAUAAGGCCAAAUUUUGAUGUAAGAAUUUUUUAAGAGUUAAUGUAGCUUUUAGUGUUUGUUUAUUUUUCCUAGGCUUAAUUCCUUUUAAAAGAUAAUUUUUCAAGGAAAUGUAUCUCUCUAUGUUAAUCAUGCUUAUUGUACAAA